CAACGGCCAAAGGCUGACAGUUUGGGACUUGUUUGCCCAGAGAGGACUUUCUCCAAAAAGUUGACAAGACUCGUCCUUUCAGUUGUAGCAGUCCCAGGCUAAAUCUGAACAAUGGGUCCAAAACUCAAGAAAGAAAAGCCAGAUAGCAAAGCCAAGUUAGCGAAACAGAAGGUAACUUAUGAAGAAGCAGUUCCAGUUUCUAUGGAAAGUGUUGGUCACCCGGAGAUUUUUCCUCUGGUACUUACCACCAAGACCCAGGAAAUAUUUAGCUGCCGAGCUGAAGAAGAUGUCACAGAAGAGCACCCCAAUAAACUUAUCAAAAAAGAAGAUAUCAUCCAAGACUUGAGGAACAGAGCUGGAAUAUCUGAUUUCCACCCCGUCAAAAAAAUUGUGAUGGAAUAUCCCGGAGAAGAACUUUUGGUUGUUUACGAUAAAGAGUUCAAAUAUGGACAGAGCUUUUAUCUUAUUGGAACAGAAGAGGCCAAGGAAAGCAUUCUAAAUCCUCCAGUAGAGCAGGAGGAUACUGAAGAGGUCAAAGAAAGUGUCGAAGAAGUUUAUGUGUACAAACCACCUAUUCCUAAGCCUUGGGUUUCUUUGGGAAGUGAGAAAGAAAUUGAAGAAGAAUCCGUUCAGGAAUCCACUGUCAGGGCCAAGUAUAAGAUUUCUCGUAAACGGAGACAAUUUGGUGCGCCCAUCAAAUUUGGUGAUCUUAAUGCUUCAAGUGUGAAAGAGAACUACAUUGAAUGUACAGCAUACGUAGAUAAAAACUACACAAUCAAGCAGCUUGAGAAAGACAUUGGUAUACAAAUGAUACCAGUAUUAAAGGAUGAACACACUCAGACCCAAUGGAAAUAUCCCAGAAAUGCUGCUAUACAAUAUGUGCCUAGAGAAUUCUCAAAAGAGGAAAGAAAUAACCUUCUACAGUCUAAGGAUCUGCAAGAUUUUCUUAACUCUGUGUCCUUGAGUGUUGAAGUGGCAUUGCAACAAAAUGAAAUCAUGAAUGUAUUUAUCGAUGACUGGAAGGCACUUGCUGAGGAAGAAACCACUUUUGGUGACAAGACAGAUUCCCACCUUAAAGAAUAUCAGUCUUUUACAGACCUUCACAAUAUAAAGGAAAAAACCAUUACUUGCAUCUGUUGGCAUCCCACGAUUUAUGGGCUAAUAGCAGUGUCAAUAGCAGAACGACUCAGUUAUGAAGACAGAGUUCAAUUUUCGGGCAGAUUACUUUUGCAACCAUCCCUGAUUCUUUUUUGGAGUUUCUCUGACCCUAUACAUCCUCAGCUGAUGCUGCAAAGCCCAGAGGACAUCAUCUGCUUCCAGUUCUGUCCCAGUAACCCGAAUAUAAUUGCUGGAGGCUGUAUAAAUGGACAGAUAGUCUUAUGGGACAUCAGUGCGUAUGCUGAGCGCAUAGUAAAUAUCAAAGGCUCUGGCGGUGCUAGUAAGAAAGCUGUACUUAAGCCUAUAUUUUUACUGGAACCAGACAGUAAUAAGGAGUCACUAUAUGUAAGGCACGCUGCUGUAUCAUCCAUAGAACAUGGACAUAAGAAAAUAAUCACAGAUAUACACUGGCUGGCCGACAAUUUUGAGCUCAACAGAAUGGGAUAUGUUUUUGAGAAUCGAAGUGGAAUAUCUUGUCAGCUUGUGACAUGUUCGAUAGACUGUACAAUAUACUUCUGGGAUAUCAGGCCAACAAGACCUCCACCAACACCGGUGGAUAAAAAGAAAGAAGAGACUGUCGAGGUUCCUCAUGACGUGCCCCCCACUUUUCUACAUUUAGAUCUCACUUGGAGGCCUCUUAUUAAGAUAACAUUGGCUAAAAAUGGCACGACUUUAGACCACUGUCCAGUCAAAGUCAGCUUGAGAGAUGACUACCUUCAUUAUCAAGCUCAAGUUCUGAAAGAUAACCAGACACUGCAGCAGAAAGCCCAGAUUGCAGGAGAGGAUGCCUACCAAAACCUGGAAUCUGGUUUGACCAAAAUCCUGAAGCCAAUGGAAGAUUAUAACACAAAGUUCUUUGUUGGAACAGAGGAUGGGGAAGUGAUAUACACAGAUUGGAGGAUGGAAAGAGAUCAUGAUUCUGGAAGAUUAACAAGUCAGAAGCCGUUGAACCGAUACUUGGUCCAUGAUGGAAGCAUUCACACAGUUCAGAGAUCACCUUUUUACAACGACAUUGUCCUCACUAUUGGGGGCUGGAAUGUGGCCAUAUGGAAAGAAGGUGUUCCUCAAGGACCACUCCUGCAGUCUAGCUGUUCCUCAAAGAGGUACACCGCUGGACACUGGUCCCUGACCAGGGCAGGAGUCUUCUUUGUCGGCAAAGAAGACGGAUACAUUGAUAUCUGGGACCUGCUGGAGAAAACUCACGAACCCGCCCAGACUCAAAACAUAUGCAUAACGUCGAUCACAUACAUCACACCCUGGAUGAUUGCCUCAAAGCAGCAAUUUGUAGCCAUAGCUGAUAAUUAUGGAACGCUGCAUAUAUUAGAAAUUCCAUGGACAUUAAGUCAUCCUUCGGCCAAUGAGGUACAAAGUGUAAACAAUUACUUCGAUAGAGAGGUCAGUCACCUGAGAUAUACAGAAAAACGCAAAGAAAUCCGAGAGAAGGAAAGAGCAGAAAUGCAGCUGGAAUCAGAGAGAAAGAAAGUUAAAGUUUUUCAAAAGUCAAGAGAACAGUUGGAAGCUGAGCUGAAGAUAAGCUAUGAAGAAUAUCUAGAUCUGGAAAAGCAAAUACUUGGAAACCUCGGGGUGGUCCCAGACACAGACAGAAUACCGUCCUCAUUCAGAGACCUCCUCCUUUAGGUGACCAAUUCCUGGGCUACUUUUCUGAAGAUUUUUCUUCUUUCUUAGUAAUGACUUGUUUCUGUGCCUGUUUGCCAAGCAUAAGUUGUACAUAAGAUGAGGAGGAAACAAAAAUAAGGUUUGUAAUU
This is a messenger RNA of Dromiciops gliroides (monito del monte), 2924 nucleotides long. RefSeq names its product dynein axonemal intermediate chain 3 (gene DNAI3). Gene Ontology annotation, biological process: cilium movement involved in cell motility; inner dynein arm assembly. Lineage: Eukaryota; Metazoa; Chordata; Mammalia; Microbiotheria; Microbiotheriidae. Gene Ontology annotation, cellular component: inner dynein arm. The transcript is spliced from 23 exons. Bases 112 to 2796 code for a protein of 894 amino acids. Gene Ontology annotation, molecular function: dynein light chain binding; dynein heavy chain binding. The record is from RefSeq and is a predicted model, not a curated record.